This is a messenger RNA of Perkinsus marinus ATCC 50983, 1628 nucleotides long. RefSeq names its product protein disulfide isomerase, putative. Gene Ontology annotation, cellular component: endoplasmic reticulum. Gene Ontology annotation, biological process: response to endoplasmic reticulum stress; protein folding. The transcript has 2 exons. NCBI's taxonomy places the organism in Eukaryota, Perkinsozoa, Perkinsida, Perkinsidae. The record is from RefSeq and is a predicted model, not a curated record. Gene Ontology annotation, molecular function: protein disulfide isomerase activity. The coding region runs from base 1 to 1467 and encodes 488 amino acids.
AUGGUUAGACUUAUCCCCUUUUUCUCAGCAAUCGCGGCUGUGGUGUUUGCUGCUGAGUCAGAGUCGAAGGUUCAUCAGUUGACUGAUGACAACAUGGAGGAUUUCGUGAAGGGCCACAAAUACGCCCUGGUGAAGUUCUACGCCCCUUGGUGUGGCCAUUGUAAGAAGAUUGCUCCCGAGUUCGAGCAGGCCGCUGCUGAGCUCGCCGAGGAGGUCGAGGACGCGACCCUUGCCCUCGGGGAGCUUGAUGCCACGGAGCAUAAGAAGAUGGCUGAGAAGUAUGCUAUCCGUGGUUACCCUACUCUGUACUGGUUUGUUAACGGUGAGCACACCGAGUAUGGUGGUGGUCGAACUGCUGCUGAGAUCAAGUCCUGGUGCAUCGAUAUGACUGGGCCUGCAGUGAAGGAAAUCGGCAGCCGUAAAUUGGCUGAGGAGCAAGCUGAGACCAAGCCCAUUUGUGUGUAUGAGGGACGUGAGGUUUCCAAUGAUUUUGGGGAGGUCGCGGCGAACAAGAGAUCUGCUUUCACUUUUUAUCAUGUUGCGAGCGACUCUGAUAAGCCGACCGUUACCAUCCAGCAUAAGGGUGAGGAGGGUGUUGAGUGUGAUGACCUUUCCCUUAAUGGUCUUAAGAGUUGCUUGGCAAAGAAUGAGCUCCCUCUGUUCGGUGUUCUCGACGGUGAGUCCUAUGGUAAAUACAUGUCUGUUGGGAAGGGCCUCGUAUGGGGCUGCUUCGAGCAAGAGUCCAGUGAGGAUCUUGAGAAGGUUGCCGAGGAGUAUCGUCCUCUCAUGAACGAGCUUGCCAAGGAGUUUCAGGAUGAGUUCGCGUUCACUUACAUUGAUACUGUUCAGUUCAAGAGCGCUAUUGAGGGUAUGCUCGGUGUGACUGAGUUUCCCACUUUGGCUGUAAACAAGAAGGCUGGUGACAAGAUGAAGUAUCUGUACACUGGUGAGAUGACUAAGGAGAAGAUCGCGGAGUUCCUUAAGGGUGUUCUUGCCGGCACCAUCGAGCCCACUUUGAAGUCUGAGCCUGUUCCUGGUUCUCAGGAUGAGGCUGUACAUGUCGUCGUUGGGUCAACUCUCGAGAAGGAUCUCUUCCAGGCCGAUAAGGAUGUCCUUUUCGAGGUCUAUGCCCCUUGGUGUGGUCACUGCAAGAAGCUUGCUCCUGAGUAUGAGAAGGUCGCCAAAAAGGUUGCCAAGGAGGGAGUUGAUGAUAUGAUUUUGAUUGCCAAGAUGGAUGGCACUGCUAAUGAUUCUCCCGUUGAGAGUAUUUCAUGGGAUGGUUUCCCGAGCCUUUUCUAUGUAAAGGCUGGGGGAAGUGAGCCCGUCAAGUAUGAUGGUCCCCGUGAUGCCAAGGGCAUUUGGAAGUGGAUCAAGAAGCAUCAUUCUAACGCUGACACUUUGAAGCAGCGUCUUGCUGCCUCUAGGGCUGCCGAAAAGGAAGAGGCUGAGAAGGGUGACGAGCUGUAAGGAACGUUGAGAGCGAAGUGUCUUGUUAUGUCUUGUAACGUCCUCGUCCGUUUCACAGCAGCAUUACUAGAGUAGUCAUAGCGUGUUCAUACUGUCAUGGAAAGUGACUGUAUCUGUGUGAUGAUGCUGUUAGCGGCGUGGAAUAAAUACUUUCAAGUCUG